UCACUGUAAAGGGGCGGGUCUUGUAUGUGGUCUGCAGGUUUUCUUUGAGCUCGAGCCAGGUUUUCGGUGUGAGAUCCCCUAUUUGAGGUUUGGAUCGCGAGCGGAGGGACAUAACGUUUUUUCCGAGAGGACAGUGAGGUACCGCGUUUGGAAAAGUUUUUUCACGUUGUGGGGGGAUUUCACCAGAUUGACGCGUCGCCAUGACGACCGAAGUGGGUUCUGAGACUGAGGUGAAAGAAAAAGCGGAGGAGACAGCUACUCAGCCCGACCAACCGGAGAAGGCCACAGAGGACAACCAGGAAGUAGCAAACAGUGAGAACGCCACUGCAGAGGGGGGAGAGGAGGAGGUGGAGGUGGUGGUGGAGGAGGAGGAGGAUAAGAAGGAGAAGGACGGGAAGGGAAUCUCAAGAUUCCUCCCUCCAUGGCUUAAGAAGCAGAAGUCCCAAGGCCAGGUGGUGGCCAAUGAGACCUCCCCCACUAAUAAAGUGAUUUCCGAGGCGACAGAGGAAGAGGAGGCGCCGGCCCCGGCCCCAGAGACAAACGGCCAUAUCGAGGAAGUCGAAGAAAAGGAAGAAGUUCAGUCGGAAGAAGUCAAGCAAAAAGAGGCAGAGUCAACCUCCAACGCCAGUGCGGACACCCAGCCCGCGACGGAGGAGAAAGUGACAGAGAGCACCGCGCAAAGCCCCGGCGAGGCUAAGUCUGCGACCGAGGACGUGAAGGAAGAGGAGCAGCAGCAGCAGCAGAAGAAGAACGAGGUGGAGGGGAAGAGCAUAGAGCCGGCGGCGACAGGGGACGGCAAAGGAACAGCAGACGAGGGGCUGUCCUCCAUCUUUCAGUCUCCCCUACGUCUGGUGAGGAGGAACAAGAUGAAGCUUGUGGUGUGUCACGUGGCCCUCCUGGACGGAACCGACUUCCCCUGCGAGGUUGAGAAACGUGCGAAGGGACAGUUCUUGUUCUUUAAAGUCUAUGAGCAUCUCAACCUAAUGGAGAGGGAUUACUUCGGCCUGACGUACAAGGAUAGCCACGAACAGAGGUGUUGGUUGGACCCUACUAAGGACAUCAAGAGACAGAUACGCAGCAACAACUGGCAGUUUUCAUUCAACGUCAAGUUUUACCCUCCCGAUCCCUCGCUGCUGACUGAAGACAUUACCAGGUACCUGUUAUGUCUGCAGCUCCGUGAGGAUGUGGCCUCAGGCCGUCUCCCCUGUUCAUUCGUCACCCAUGCCCUGCUGGGAUCCUACACACUGCAGGCAGAGCAUGGGGACUACGAGCCUGACCAGCCACAACCUCUGGACUACAUCACCAAGCAAAGCUUUGCGCCCAAUCAGAACAAGGAGAUGGAGGAGAAGAUUCUAGAACUCCACAAAUCCCACAGGGGCAUGAACCCAGCGCAGGCGGACACCCAGUUCCUAGAAAACGCCAAGAAGCUAUCCAUGUACGGGGUUGACCUUCACCGCGCCAAGGAUUCUGAGGGUGUGGACAUCAUGCUUGGUGUGUGUGCCAAUGGGCUGCUGGUCUACAAAGACAAACUUCGCAUCAAUCGAUUCGCCUGGCCCAAAAUACUCAAGAUUUCAUACAAAAGGAACAACUAUUACAUCAAGAUCAGACCAGGAGAGUCUGAGCAGUUUGAGAGCACGGUUGGAUUCAAACUACCCAACCACCGUUCUGCCAAAAGGCUGUGGAAAGUGUGUGUGGAGAAUCACAGUUUCUUCAGGUUGAACAGCCCCGAGGUUCCUCCCAAGGCCCGCUUCUUGACCCUGGGCUCCAAGUUCCGAUACAGCGGGCGCACGCAGACCCAGACCCGCCUGGCCAGCUCCCUCAUCGACCGGCCCGCGCCCAACUUUGAGCGCACCUCAUCCAAGAGGAUCAGCCGCAGCUUAGACGGAGCACCUGUGAUAAACAUUACUGAGGCGGGCAGUGAGAACGGCCACGAGCCCCACCUAGAGCUGCACUCUGACUCAAAGAGUCCAAUGAGAGUGCAUGGGCAGAAUAUUUAUGUGAGGCACAGUAAUUUGAUGUUGGAGGACCAUGAUAAGACCCAGGAGGAUGUGCUGAGGCACCAGGCUAGCAUUAGCCAGCUAAAGCGCUCCUUUAUGGAGGCGCCGCCCCCCUCACCUCCUCAACCCAACCAGUGGGAGAAACGCUUCAGCUCCUCCCCAGCCGCCACGCUCCGUGCACAGCACCACCCCCCGGAGCAACCAGCGGCCAGUGUCCCAACAGAGGUUUCCGCAGCCGAUAACAACAGCUUCCCUGAUACCAAAGAGCCUGGAAAGACGGCCCAAGUUGAAAUAGAAGAGACUCAUGUCAUCCAGGAGGUUUCCAAGGAAACCAAGCCUGCUACAGUCACAGUGACUGUUAGCCCCUCCCCCGACGCACCAGAAGGUGUGGCUUUGCAGCCGGAGGUCAGGGAGCAGGAAGUUGUGGUCGUGGUGGAAGAGGCCUCGGACACGGCCACCAGGGCUCGGCAAGAGAGCGUUUCGUCCGAGAGCGAGAGCGACGAGGAGGCGGAGUAUCAGCCCAACCUGCCGUCGCCCAUCUCUCACACGCUCAUACCCGAGGAGAAGGAGGAGGAGGUAGAGGAGGUGGAGAGGGAGGAACAGGGAGAGCAGGAGAAGGGUGUUGAGCCCGCCCCCAUUACCAAAGAGACCGCUCCCCAUCCCAUCGAAGCCAGCCAAUCCGCUCAGGAUGUUGAGAGGGAGAACGGGGCCGAGGAAGAGAAAGGGGAGACGGAUGACAGCACCGAAGAUCCCAUGAUGACACCAGACGAAGUCCCCAACGGCCACGCCCUCCCUGAGGAGGAAGCCCCCGGAAUGGCUGCUUUGGCCGAGGAAGAGGAGGCUAAAGUAAACGGAGAGUCCCCGAUGGCAGACUCAGAGCCCCGCCCCCAGGUUAUUUGUUGCUCCGAGCCUCCGGUGGUGAAGACCGAGAUGGUGACCAUAUCCGACACCUUCGCCGCCCAGAAGACCCACAUCACCACGAAGGAAGUGCCCAUUGUGCACACGGAAACCAAGACCAUCACUUACGAGGCAGCACAGUUGGAUAACAACGGAGAGGGGGAUCCUGGAGUUCUGAUGACGGCCCAGACCAUCACAUCUGAAUCUCUGUGUACAACCACGACCACACACAUAACCAAGACGCUGAAGGGCGGCCUAUCGGAGACGAGGAUCGAGAAGCGCAUCGUCAUCACCGGGGACUCUGACAUAGACCAUGAUCAGGCUCUGGCCCAAGCCAUUAAGGAGGCCAAAGAACAGCACCCUGACAUGUCAGUCACCAGAGUGGUGGUUCAUAAGGAAACUGAGUUGGCUGAGGAGGACGAGUGACUGAAGAGCUGAAGGACCCCUGAAAUGGUUUCCACGUUUAACCACCCUGUUCAUCCCAUGAUAACCCAACCUUGACCCAUUUGAAGAGGAGGAGGAGGAGGGGGAGUGGCAAGAGGACGAGUAGCAAGGGCCAUAGGAGAGGAAGAGGAGGAGGGGAGAAGGAGUCCUUUUUCUGUUUGUCUUUGGUGCUUCAAAAGUCCCUCACUCCCUCACAAAAGUCAAAGGAAAGAAAUAUCCUCACACUUUCUGAAGGAAAAAAAAGAACCACUUUGUUAGCAUAACAUUUGUAGCGUGUUUUUAUUCCAAUUGUUUUAAUAGUGCUUUUUUUUUUCUCUUCAAUUUGUAUGCUUUCGCAAAAGAGAACAUAAAUCCUUGGAGAAGCUGAUACCAUGUCUGAUAGGAGGUGUGAUGGUAGUAUUUCAACCAGUACUGUCAUCUGGAGUAUCCCAUAAACUGGUUACGCAGGACCAAAUAUACACAGACUAAUGUACUUUUAGACUAAUUACACCAAAGCGAUCUGCAUCGUGCUGUUAUCAGCACAUGGUAUUAGCCGUUUCCCAUCAUUUAAAAACAUUUAACAAAUACAAAACAUCCCUCUCAUAUUCCAUCUCUGGCUAUUUCUCGUGACAGUGGAGCUAGGAACUAAAACAUGGAUUGAAAUAGUCUUCGUGGGGAGAUGGCUAAUUCUGCAGGAGGAAUGGCAGACCGGUCUUGACCCGUUAUAUCUAGGAUCCAAGUGUUUUCGUCAUGUUCCAUUUUGCCAGGCAUUUGUGUCAAGGGAAUGGUGGUGUCCAUUUGGUUUGCAUUAGUCAUAAGCAGCCGCUAUAGAAAGGGAGCUGUAAUUGAAAUAUUCACAGUAACACCACUACCCCUCUUUGCUGUAACGUCGUCAUCCACAUUCCUACGUCGGUGACUUGUGCUGAAAGCCAGUUUGUUUUUAAAUGUAUCUUCGUUUUUUAUUACCAUUUGAGAUGUUAUAAAAACCUGUUUACUAUGGAAAUUAUUUUAAAGACCGUUAUACACCAGCCAAUCUGAACUUGGUUUCAAAACAAAUUCAUCCUUGGAAUCCAAAUGGUGCAUGACACAGUUAAGGGAGACACUAUUUUUUUAAAACCCGUUUUCCGUCUGCAGGUCAAAUAUUGGUUAGGUUGGUUUCACGGUAAAUAAAACAUAUUUAUCCGUCAUUAUUGAUAAAUGGGAGUAGCACAACAACAUUCAGUUGAUGUGGUUCUCGAUCGCGCUACGAACUUAGGCUCCUUCGGUUCUUGUAGUAAUUGUUCGGUUCAAACGUGUUUUUGUUGUGCCGCGGGGAGAAGAGAUAGCUGGCGUGUUGAGCGAUUAAUUAGGCUUCAUCGAUUAGUUCGGGUUCAUCGAUUGGUUCGGGGUCAUCGUUGAGGUACCGCUUGAUUGGUUGCAAAGCACAUGGGCAGUUAAGCUGUUCUGAAUCCUGGAUAAAUACUGGGUUGUCAUACACACACAGGCGUUGAGGUACGGUAGUGAAACGAAAAACGGGCAUUUUUUAUAAUAUGCAUAUUACAACAUGCGACGGGACCAAAAUAUUGCAACAGCAAACGUAACUGGACUUGACAAAAUUAUUUUUCCUUGUGUGUGUUUACUGUAUCUCUACAACGAGGCGCAUGGUGUGGUGCGCUAUUGGCCCUCACUAUAAUCUAUAAAAGUUAAAACCAAAAGCUCGGAAGGAUCUUUGAAGCGCAUGUUUGGCCGUGGAGAUGCGAGAAACUGGCUGUACUGAUGAGAGAGACUAACUGGAAGACUAAGUGAACACGUGUCGGGAUGUGUAGAGCUCCAAUCUGGGCUAGACCUCAGAUGUUAUGUUUGAUGUGCAGUCUGGAGGAUUGAGGGAGAAAGUUGUGAGAAUUACAAUCGCAUUCACCUCCCAUAUUUUGUAGCCUUUUUGACCGGUUCUGGUGCAAGUGCUGUGUUCCAGCAAGGCACCGCAAUACAAAACUGUAAAAAGAUCUGAUUAUAAGAACGAUUGCCCAGGACUGUUUGACCUUGUUCUUUUCAGCCCCAAUAAGACCUCUGUCAACAACUAUAUUCUGGUGUUUACGUGGACGAACAUGAAUCUAGUGGGGUGGAUGUAAACACGCUUUGCAUCUGUUGCAGAACUUUGGUCUCUGUUGCCAAGCAAAACGUUAUGCAGAGAAGUGAACGGAUUUGGUGUGACUUAUCCAAAUGUUUUGGUUUUCCAUUUCAUUAUUUUUUUUUUGUAUUGUAUUUUUUAUUUGAGGCGAUACAUUUAGCCAGCUUCUAUUGACCACCGUACUCUUUCAAUGCUACUAAAAUACAGAUUUAACUAUCGAGAUAAUUCAAUGAAGCCAACAUGGUACUCUAUUGGGAGACGCCGGUCUGAAUACUACUAUGCAGUUAUAUGACAUUCCAGAGGGUGGGUCACCUGGUCGACCCUCUCAACAACAAAACCAUUUCCAAAAGCAUCGCUUACUAAAAAAAUGAUUUCAACUUCAAUGUAAUUUUCUUUUUGUAUUUUUUUUCCUCCAUUUUAAUUGAAUGUCUUUUCUCUGUGAACCUGUUGCGUCUGACACUUGGCCCUCGGUAUACUCUCUUUGAUAUCUCUUUAUAUAUUUUAGAGUGAUUUCAUUUUCUUUCUUCUGCGUGUGUGUGUGUGGAAGGUUUAAAGAAAAGAAACACACAAAUAUGAUUCACAUCAUUGGAGUCCUCUUCCAGGAGCAUAGCUCAGUUUGACUGGAUUCCCAGGGGCGUUGGUGCUGUAUCUGGACCCAGAGCUCAGGAUCCCUGUUCUCUGGAGGUUGGUCUUCCUAGAUAUAUGUACUCAUUUGAACACAAUGGAUCUUUUAGUGUUGGAGAAACCACUUAAUUGAUAUUUGUUUUGUUUUAACCAAAAGCCGUAAAAAGAACCUUGGACUAAAUGAUGGAUUCGCCCCCUAGUCCAUCUUGAGCAACCGAUUAUCGUCUUACCACGGAAAUGCUCAUUACCACCUUGAACAUUGUCUUAUUUCUCUGUAGGCUUAUUUAUUUCUGGCUUCAAGAACAAAAGCAACCAGGAUAGAAAACUUUUUUCAAAUGUUUCAGGUACCCGCUAAAUGUAAUGAACGCAUGGGUACAGUUAAUUUGUUGAAUUACACAAGUAAGAUUGGUGUAUCACUAUUUAACCAUGUUUUAACUUGACCUGUGUAACUGCAUAAGUACAUUAUUUUGGAAGAGCAAACCCCUCCAUCAGUUAACAGUGUGCCCAGUUGUGGGCCAUCAGGCACUGGAGCUUCCUUAGAAGAGCCCCUCCCUCGAUUCUCUCUUAGCCAACCAAUGACCACCAAUAGUUUCACUUAUGAGCAGCUUGAUAUUAAAAUGUGUCGUGCACAUCCCUUCACAGCCACCCCUGUCUUGUGUAACACUGUUUAAAUAAAGGAUUGUUAUACUCUGAA
Gadus morhua (Atlantic cod) is the source of this 6742-nucleotide messenger RNA. It is a transcript of the gene epb41l2, whose product is annotated as erythrocyte membrane protein band 4.1 like 2. Lineage: Eukaryota; Metazoa; Chordata; Actinopteri; Gadiformes; Gadidae. Bases 201 to 3320 code for a protein of 1039 amino acids. The record is from RefSeq and is a predicted model, not a curated record. The transcript has 23 exons. Gene Ontology annotation, cellular component: cytoskeleton; plasma membrane. Gene Ontology annotation, molecular function: structural molecule activity; actin binding. Gene Ontology annotation, biological process: cortical actin cytoskeleton organization; actomyosin structure organization.